UACCAGCAGCAGAUCAGAGCACUUCCUCAGUCCUCCACUGCUUUGAGCUACUGAUCUUCUCUCCUUGGAUCUUGUAUACUCAAGAAAGAGAAGAAAACACAGAUUGUCAGAAUCCUUCAGAUUUGAUCCCUCGCACUGUUAAGAUCUCUUCAUUACUGGAUGUCAAGUCUGAAUAUCAGCACCAGUACAUUGAAGUAUACUCUCCCAUUAAGCUGAGGUGAUGGCUGUGCUGCUCUUCCCUGUGCAGCUGCUGGCAGUGGCUCUCACCAUUUACCUAGAGCUGGUGAGGUCUGCUCAAGGUGGCGUCUACUAUGGGAUCAAGCAGUUGCCACCCCAGGUGCCCCAGUACCAACCCCUCGGACAACAAGUACCUCACAUGCCCCUCGGCAAAGAAGGCAUCCCAAUGCAGCACAUGGGCAAGGAGAUGCCCCACAUGCAGUAUGGGAAAGAGUACCCCCAUCUGCCUCAGUACAUGAAGGAGGUCCCGCAGAUGCCUCUGCUUGGCAAGGACAUGGCUCCCAAGAAAGAGAAAGAAAUGCCCAUGCGUAGUCUGAGGGGCGAGCAAGGUCCCCCUGGUGAGCCUGGACCAAGAGGGCCGCCGGGGCCACCAGGAUUACCGGGUCAUGGUGUGCCCGGAGCCAAAGGAAAACCAGGCCCACAAGGAUAUCCAGGAAUUGGGAAGCCAGGUUUGCCAGGGAUGCCGGGGAAACCAGGGGUCAUGGGCCCCCCGGGGCCAAGAGGGGAGAUGGGGCCGAAGGGGGAGGUCGGUCCUAUGGGGAUACCUGGGCCACAAGGACCACCGGGGCCUCACGGGCUGCCAGGCAUAGGGAAAGCAGGUGCUCCGGGGCUGCAGGGACAGCCAGGGCCGAAGGGUGAGCCCGGGAUGAAGGGGCCCCCGGGAGCCCCCGGGAUCCCAGGGCCAAAAGGGGAGAAGGGCAUCGGGAUCCCGGGUCUGCCAGGACUGAAGGGCCCGCCUGGGCUACCCGGUCCCCCCGGCCCCGUGGGACUGCCGGGGGUCGGCAAGCCGGGCAUGGUCGGCUUCCCAGGCCCGCAGGGACCCCUGGGCAAACCUGGGCCCCCGGGAGAGCUGGGACUGCAGGGGCCCCCGGGGGCCCCCGGGAUCCAAGGCCCUCCUGGCCUGCCCGGCGUCGGCAAACCCGGCCAGGACGGCAUCCCCGGCCAGCCAGGCUUCCCGGGCGGUAAAGGGGAGCAGGGCCUACCGGGCCUGCCAGGGCCCCCUGGCCUCCCUGGCGUGGGGAAGCCAGGCUUCCCUGGCCCCAAGGGUGAGCGUGGUGUGGGUGGCCUGCCUGGCCCCCUGGGGCCGAAGGGUGAGAAGGGGCACGCUGGGCCACCUGGCAUGGGGGGUCCGCCGGGGGAGCCGGGUCAGCCGGGACUGCCGGGCAUCAUGGGCCCCCCGGGGGCUGCUGGCUUCCCAGGACCCAAAGGAGAGGGUGGUGCCGUGGGGCCACCGGGACCUGUCGGCCCCAAGGGCGAACCCGGCCUGCAGGGCUUUCCAGGAAAGCCGGGCUUUCCUGGGGAAGUGGGGGCCCCCGGGCUGCGCGGGCUGCCAGGCCCCACUGGGCCCAAGGGGGAGGCCGGACAUAAAGGCUUGCCAGGGAUGCCAGGCGUCCCAGGGCUGGUGGGGCCGAAGGGUGAGCCGGGGCUCCCUGGCGCCCAGGGGCUUCAGGGCCCUUCGGGCAUCCCAGGCAUCGCAGGACCCAGCGGUCCCAUCGGCCCCCCAGGACUGCCAGGGGCGAAGGGGGAGCCCGGCCUGCCUGGACCCCCUGGCUUCCCCGGUGUGGGCAAGCCUGGUGCCGUGGGGCUGCAGGGACCCCCAGGGAAGCCCGGGGCACUGGGUCCCCCUGGCCAGCCGGGGCUCCAGGGGCCACCUGGCCCCCCUGGGCCCCCAGGUCCCCCAGUCAUCAUCCCACCCACUCCGCCGGCCGUGGGACAGUACAUGCCUGAGGUGGGGCCAGGGAUCGAUGGCGUCAAGCCCCCCUACGGCUACAUGGGCAAGAAGGGCAAGGCUGGCGGUGCCAUCUAUGAGAUGCCUGCGUUCACAGCAGAGCUCCUCACCCCCUUCCCCCGGGUUGGGGUGCCCGUGAAGUUUGACAAGCUCCUCUACAACGGCCGGCAGAACUACAACCCCCAGACAGGGAUCUUCACCUGCGAAAUCCCCGGUGUCUACUACUUUGCCUACCACGUCCACUGUAAAGGGGCCAGCGUCUGGGUGGCAUUGUUCAAGAACAACGAGCCGCUGAUGUACACCUACGAUGAGUACAAGAAGGGCUUUCUGGACCAGGCUUCAGGCAGCGCCGUUGUCCAGCUGAUGCACGGAGACAAGGUUUAUGUUCAAAUGCCAUCUGAGCAGGCUGCAGGACUCUAUGCCGGGCAGUACGUUCAUUCAUCUUUUUCAGGAUAUUUAUUGUAUCCCAUGUAAAACAAAAACCAGACACACACACACACACAAUCAAAACCUUUCUUCUCUGCUUCAAACUUUUAUACCAUGAAAGAUGCAUUUUAUGACAGUUUUGGACCAUCUUGUACAAAAAAAAUAAAUUACAAAGUUUAACGGUAUGCACAGCUAGUUAUAAAAAAAAAAAAAAAAGUGAGGUGAACAUAUCUAAAGAUGUGUAUCCGGUUCAUAAACAGUCGUUUUGCACCCAAGGGGUACAUAUUAGCUGUACAUUAUAUAUUUCUGUGAUGCCAUGCUUACUUCAUUUCCUUCACAAUAAUUCAAUACUAAGGUUCAAAUCAGUGUACAUCACUCAUUCCUGCUGCAUAUUUGACUGUUGCAUUGAUCAUAGUUAUGAGAUGAAAUCCAGUGACUUAAACCAGAGUAGGUCAGUCUCAAAUUACAUGGAAAAACUUGAGUGGCUUUGUAUUUGUUUGGGUGGGUUUUUCUUUGGUUUUUUUGACUGACAAGCAAAGGUUCUCUUAGCUGGAGAUCUUUAUUUCCCUCCCCCCCUUUAAAAAUAUUCCUGCAGGUGUGCGUUCUUCCUGUACAACUUAUUUAUGAUGGAAAAGGAGCACUGAUUGUGUAACUAUUCCCUGCCAGGCUUCUCCAGCAGUCACUGGACCCAGAAGGUGGCUGCUGACUCCAGCAGGCACAGGGUUCACCUCCAAAUGCCACAGCACUCUGAAAAGUCUCCAUCUGCAUUUGUGAGGUUGAAGUAGAGGUAGAUCAGAGACAAAAAUGAUGGGCUCCGCUUUUCCUUUGUGCCACAUGAUUGAGAUGUUUUGGCCAACACAUGGCAUUACAGCAAGGUGGUAUAAAUCUGCUUGGAUUUCUGUGUUCGUGCUAAGAACCUGCAUCUGUUUGGCUUGUCAGAAGAGGCAUCUAUUCUGCCACUCAGCAAAAGUUAAAUCAGUUUACUCUUCAAUGACUAGGCAAAGCAGAAGUAGCUCUAUUUGCUAAUUAACUAAUUUGUUGUUCGAGAUCAACCAGCAAGACUGAUCAUACAGAUUUAUCCGAGAAUGUCAUUUUAUAUAAAUGCCAAUUUCCAAUCCUUAUUUAUGUGUUACCAAUUCUCAAGGAGAACCUGCAGGCCUCAAUCUUUCCUCUACAUGAGGAAAGCAACUUCUCUGCAAGAGUUGUCUGUUCAUCAAUGGUGCUAAUCUCAGCUCAAACGUAUUCAUUCGCAAAGGGCACUGUACUUUGCUGUGGUUCCCUGUGCGGUGCUGCACAUCACACACUGUUAUGCUAGUUGAAAGAGUUCAAUACUCACCACUUCUUCAAUGCCUUUAGCUAACGCUACUGCUUUUUGAUCCAAAAAUGAACUAGAUUUUUCAUGCAGAACUAAGAUUGGAUUUAACUGGCAUUACCAUUAUUUAAAUGCAGAGUUUAAUGCAGUCUAACAUUGACUAAGGACUCCAGUGAUAUAAUGUGGUGCUUUAUCUCAGAAAUGUUAUGGAACGGUGGCAGGAACAGACAGACAGUUUACCAGGCAGUGGUGACUUCAGUAUGUUCCAGAAUGUAUGAGAUGUCAAAAGCAAAUAAUUUUGUAUUUAAAAUUUUUGUACUGAUUUGAAAAAAAUACCUUAUUAAAUAUCCUAAAAAACAACAAAACCUGUCUUCAUUCAGCAGAACUGCAGGAAGGAACAUUCAACCCACUGAAUUCAUGUAUCGGACCACGAGGACUCACAGAAACCAGACAGCCUGAUGUGAAAACGGAAAAGCAAAAAUAAAAGAAGAAGAAAGGAAAGGGGGGUCAGGAGAGAGAUCCCCUUUUCUCUAGAUCCCCUUUACUGGCAAAACCUGCCCUAAGCCACUGGCAUGCACACGCUGCCCCAGCGUCACAUUUAGUGGGAGUGUGGCUGGGGAGGAUGCGCAGAACGUGGGGCUCCUGCAGCGGUGGGCGCCUGCUCAGCACAAGCCAAGGCAGGACUGCAGCUUGACAAGGCAGAGGGGCAGCGCGUGGGAAGCCAAGAAAUCAGACAUCACAGAGGCGCACUGCAAAGGGGUUGCGCUCGCCUACAAAGUCAGAGCUGGCUGCCCAGGCUGGGAGAUGCACACCACCUCCCUGGCUGUCUCUGUGAUCUGAAAACAGCCUUUCUCAUUCCUCCCCCUUUUUUCACCUGCAGCAAAAACCUAGUGUGAAAGCUGCACGUAAUUGUCACUGAUCUACAUCACUAUUCAACUGUGGCUCCAUAGUGGGGUGUAAAUUAUAACUCACAGUGUGGAUCCCCCCCAUCUCACCUCACAGGCAUUUCGUCCAAGCUGCCAAACUCCUACAGUCAACACUAGAAUAAAUGCAUUGCAUACCUACUUGCAUCAGGUAGUCGCUCUCGAGAUCUCUUAAGACUCCCUGAAGCCGCUGACUAAGCAGCUCCCCACUUCCCAGCUUCUCAUUUUUACUGCACAAAGAGAACACCAAAACAUGAGCAAAGUCUCACAAUUGACAUCCCUCACUUCCUAUGUAAAGUCUUCUGUCAUACACCAUCUUCUUCAUCAAAUAUCUUUUAUUUUAGCAUUCCCCUGAAAGUCCCCAAUAAGACAGGCAUGAAAAAUUAACCAUGAAAAACCUGAUCUUAACCCACCAAAACUAUGUCCCAGCUUUGCUUUGACUCAGCCUAGAGUAAACUCCACCUGCAGUACAGCUCAGCCUAAUUAUUUUCUGUUAAGCACCAAAGUUUAUUCUGAAAUUCAAUACUGAAUCUGACAACACUGAGUGUACUUUACACACCAUUAAC
Messenger RNA from Falco peregrinus (peregrine falcon), 5193 nucleotides. RefSeq names its product collagen type VIII alpha 1 chain (gene COL8A1). The record is from RefSeq and is a predicted model, not a curated record. Gene Ontology annotation, molecular function: protein binding. Lineage: Eukaryota; Metazoa; Chordata; Aves; Falconiformes; Falconidae.